Heterocephalus glaber (naked mole-rat) is the source of this 960-nucleotide messenger RNA. RefSeq names its product ECRG4 augurin precursor (gene Ecrg4). Lineage: Eukaryota; Metazoa; Chordata; Mammalia; Rodentia; Bathyergidae. Gene Ontology annotation, biological process: central nervous system development; anaphase-promoting complex-dependent catabolic process; cellular senescence. The record is from RefSeq and is a predicted model, not a curated record.
CCGCCUGCAGAAGGGUGAGCUGGAGACAGGGGAAGCAGGGCUGUCCUGGGGGGCUCCCUUCCUCCCCGAGGCUGCUCCCCUCUCCUAGGUUCCCCUUCUGCUCCCCAACCCCUCAGCCCCUGCCAGGCCGAAACCGCUUGCCCUCCCCCUGCUCUUGGGUUCCCGCGCCCUGGCGCGCACAGGCCCCUGGAUCCCUGGCCUGUCGCCCGCCGCCGGCCCCGCCCCCGCCCCCGGCAAGGACAUUGCCUCCCGCGCCAGUGCGGGCCUCAUCCGUCUGUCCCCCUAGUCUUGCUCCUUGUCCUGCCCCAUGGCUGCUUCCUCCGCUCGGCCCUCUGUGCUGGCCCUGAGUGGGCUGGCACUGCUCCUGCUCCUGUGCCUCGGUCCAGGUGGCAUAAGUGGAAAUAAACUCAAGCGGAUGCUGCAGGAAGGAGAAGCCCCUGCUCCAACCAGGGCAGAUGUGGCUGUGGGCGAGAACAAAGCCAAACAGUUCCUGGGCAGUUUGAGACGCCAGCGGCGGCAGCUGUGGGACCGGACACGGCCCGAGGUGCAGCAGUGGUACCAGCAGUUCCUCUACAUGGGCUUCGAUGAGGCGAAAUUCGAAGAUGACAUCAUUUACUGGCUAAACAGAGACAGGAAUGGACAUGACUACUAUGGCGAUUACUACCAACAUCACUACGAUGAAGAUGCAGCCAUCGGUCCCCAGAGCCCCGACAGCUUCAGACACGGGGCCAGUGUCAACUACGAUGACUACUAAUAGUCCCUGGCUGCACAGUCCCCAGGAAGCUGAGUCCUGCCCUUCAGGGUCCUCCAGGCCCCCUCAAUGGGGCUUCCCUUGGGCUUCACGUCUGUGCCCUUCACCCCACUCUGUGGAACCAGAGAGCUUAAGCAAAGAAUGUAGUGCCAGCGCCUAACCAUGUAGCUCAUCUAAACUUACAAAUAAAAGCAUUUUCUUAAAGGAAA